AUGGAUUUGGCAAUAAAAGAAUGUGAGGAACUUUUAGCAGAUGCUCCUGAAGUUUACAACAGCAAAAGCUUUGCUAAAUGGAAAAAAAUGGAUAAUAAGGGCUUGCAAUAUUUUGUAAAGCACCAUUAUAAAACUUUUAAACGUAGGCUUUCUCGUGGAACUCCUCAAAAGUAUAGAUGGCUAAUAUGGACAAUUUUCUUAGAUAUUAUCCCUAAUGAUGGUAUAUAUAGUGAAUUUAUAUAUGUAAGUAUUUCUAGCGCAAAAUUCUAUAUUGAUAUGUUUACUACUAGUAAGAUUGGCAAACCACUUAGUCAAUGUAAUCAAUGGUAUAGAGACUAUUAUGAAUAUGCAGCAGGUGUUCCAAAUAAAUAUUCACCACUAAUUAGUAUUGACGUACCUCGAACUUUUCCAGAAUUGAAUAUAUUUAAAGAUCAUGAACCUCAAGAGUGUUUAUUUAGGGUACUUAAUGCAGUGGCUAAUCAUAUACCUGAUGUAGGAUAUUGCCAAGGAAUGAAUUUUGUUGCUGCAGUAUUACUUAUUACUAGUAAUUUCGAUGAACAAGGGAGUUUUUUUGUUUUAAUUAUUAUCUUAGAAAAAUAUGGUCUAGCAGGAUUUUAUAGAGAAAAAUUCCCACUUUUAAAUAAAUAUAUUAAAGUAUUUAAUAAUUUAUUUGCUUUAAAUAUCCCAAAACUUUGGAGACAUUUCCAAAAAGAAGGUAUUAUUGAUGCUAUAUAUCUACAUCCAUGGUUUCUAACUCUAUUUGUAUCUGCAUUACCAUUAAAAACAGUUGUUAUUUUGUGGGAUCAUAUCAUUGCUCAUGGAAUUCAUUCAUUACUUUCAAUUGCGAUUGCUUUACUUAAAGCUAUUGAAUCAGCUUUGAUAGACCAAUCAAUGGAAAAUAUAAUUCAGUUUUUUAAGUCAUUAAGAAUAUCAGUUGGUUUUGAUGACAUUACAUGUGGUAAAAUACUAUUAUAUCACGCUCAAAAAAUUCAUCUUUCCGAUGAAAUUAAAUCGGAAAUUAACUACAACCAUAAUAUUCAAAUUGACCAUAUAGAAUGA
Messenger RNA from Cryptosporidium muris RN66, 1059 nucleotides. Its product is annotated as TBC domain-containing protein. The transcript has a single exon. NCBI's taxonomy places the organism in Eukaryota, Apicomplexa, Conoidasida, Eucoccidiorida, Cryptosporidiidae. The record is from RefSeq and is a predicted model, not a curated record. Bases 1 to 1059 code for a protein of 352 amino acids.